Messenger RNA from Plasmodium relictum, 3618 nucleotides. Its product is annotated as conserved Plasmodium protein, unknown function. The record is from RefSeq and is a predicted model, not a curated record. NCBI's taxonomy places the organism in Eukaryota, Apicomplexa, Aconoidasida, Haemosporida, Plasmodiidae. Gene Ontology annotation, molecular function: metal ion binding. The transcript has a single exon. Bases 1 to 3618 code for a protein of 1205 amino acids.
AUGAGUUUAGGUGUUCCAGUUACGAAAUCUUUUAACAAAUUAAAAAAAUACCCAUAUGAAAUUAAUAAAUUUGAUAGAAGAGAAACAAAUGAAUAUUUUUAUUUGCCAGUAGAUUGCCCACGUAUGAAAAAAUGUGAUGAUGCCUAUUGUCCUUUAGCUCACACUAAAUUAGAAAAAAUAUUUCAUCCUAUAGUUUAUAAAACUCAAGCUUGUCAGAUGGCUAAAGAUGGAGCGUGUGAUUACUUUCAGAAGUGUGCAUUUUAUCAUGAUUCUAAUGAUAAAAAUGAAGCUCAUUUAAAUUGGACAAUAUGGGAAAAAAAAUGGGAUAAAUGGAGAAGUAAUAUUGAUAAUAUUUUAACACAGCAUAAUAAAAAUGAUAAAGAAAUAAGAAGAAAAGUAGAAAGUAUUUUAAAAAUUCGUAUGCCUCAUUUUAAUUAUAAUUCAAAUAAAAACAAUAUAUCUUUAAAUAAAAAUAUUUCAUUUCAUUCGACAUGGCCAAAUUUAAGUAGCACCAAUAACAAUAACAGCAAUAGUAGUAAUAACAGUAAUAGUAAAAUUAACAACUUAAAUAGUAUUCUAUGUAACUCUCUAAAUUCAUCAUUAAAUCAAAGUUCCACUUCUCUUUUUAAUAGUACAUGGAAUAAAUCAUUAAAUAACAAUAAAAAAAAUGUGAAAAAUGGAGAAGAUAAUAAAAAUAAAAAUAACUCUUGUUGGAUUAAUGAACUGAAUGAAAUGAGUAAUCUUAACUUUGAUAAAUCGUCGAACAUGAACAAUAACUUUAUUAGCAAAAAUAAUGUAUAUUAUGAUGAGACACUUAGUUACAAUAGUAAUGCUACUGACUGUGGGAUAAAUUUUGAUAUAUUAGACAAUAAUGCAUAUAAAAUUGUUGAAUUUUGUUUUACUGAUUAUGAAAAUAAUAAGAAUAAGAAUAAUUGGAAAGACAAUUCGGAAAAUUUUAAUUUCCAGUCAAUGAACUCUUUUUUUUCUCAUAGCUCUAACAUAUUAGAAAGUGAAAGAAAAAGCUCAUCAAAUAUUAACAAUAGCCAAGGAAAUAACAUUUUUGAAGAUAUGAAUUAUAAAACAUGUGAAUAUUUACCAAAUAUAUCAGAAGAAUUAAAUGAUAGCAAAUUAAGAAAAUCUAAUACAUUGCCUUCUAAUUUGAAGGAUAAUUUUCUAACAGAUAUUAACAAUUCUAAUAAUAAUUAUGAUUUGAUAAAUUCUAAAUAUUUUUCUAACAAUUCUAACAAUACAUCCUUAUUUGAGAAUUAUACAAAUAUGUCUACGAUUUUUGAUGUUAAUGAUAAUAAAUUAAACAACAUAACAAAUAUUUCUAAUUGUAACACAUUUGAUCAUUUAAGUUUUGAUGAAUUGAAUAAAAACAAUGUGAAUGAUUUUUUUAUUUCAAAUGAAAAUGUAGAAAAUACCAAAAAUUUAAAAUUUAAUAAACUAUUAUCGUCAUCAAUUUCAAGUAAUAAUGGGAUUCGAUUUAUAGAUAAUGAAAAUAAGGAAGAAGUAAAAGAAGAAAAACAAGAAACAUUAGAUACAAAUAAUAACUCAGUAGUAGCAAAUAGUUCUAAAUCAACAAACAAAAGUUCAAAAAAAAAUAAAAAUAAAAAAAAUACAUUAAAUAAUGGAAAUCAUAGCAGCAAUGUUAUUAGUAGUAACAAUAACAACACUAAUAAUAGCAAUGUAAAAAUAACAAAUUUUAAUGAAACCACUAAUUCAAAUAGUAAUGAAAUAAAAAAUGAAAAUAAUGAAAAGAAAAAGAAUAACAAAAAAGAUAAUAGAAAUAAUAAAAGUAGUAUCAAUGAAAAAAAUCAAGAUGAAAUAAAAAAUGGAAGUGUUAAAAAUUUUAACUUAAUAGAAAGGAAUGAUGAUGCUGAUAGUAAUAUUGAUAGUAGUUGUUUAGAAAAAGAAAAAAAUAAAAAUAACAAAAAUAAAAAUAAUGAUAAUCAGAACAAUAAAAAAAACAAUAAUGCCUUAGUAAAUAAUAGCAGUAGUAAACAUACGAACAAAGUUGCAGGGAGAGUUGCUGAGAAUACCAAUAAUAAUAACAAAAACGAAUUUUUAAAUACUAACAGUAAUAGUACAAUAAAUAAAAAAAAUAAUGAAAAAAAUAAUGAAAAUAAUAAUAAUAAUGAAAACUUACUUAAUAAUAAAAAUAACAUUUCCUAUUCACAAAUAAAAAAAUUUAAUGAUGUUAGUUUAGAUGCUAAACAUUAUAAUGAUUGUAAUAAUACUCGGAAUAAUAAUAUUAUAUACAAUAAGAAGAAUAGCAUAAAAGAUGAUAAAAUUUAUGAUAUUGAUAAAAAUAAUAAUCAUAAUGAUAAAGAAAAUAAAAAAAAUGUGAAUAACGUUGCAGUUAAUAAUAAAGACAAUAAGGGUAGUAUUAUUAAUAAUAAUGACAAAGAUAAUAAGAAAAAUAUGAAUGAUAACAUUUCAACUAAUAAUAUAAAUAAUAAAGACAUUAAGAAUAAUAGUUUCAUUAAUAAUAAUGAUAAAGAUAAUAAAAAAAAUAUGAAUGAUAACAUUGCAACUAAUAAUAUAAAUAAUAAAGACAUUAAGAAUAAUAAUUUCAUUAAUAAUAAUGAUAAAGAUAAUAAAAAAAAUAUGAAUGAUAACAUUGCAACUAAUAAUAUAAAUAAUAAAGACAUUAAGAAUAAUAGUUUCAUUAAUAAUAAUGAUAAAGAUAAUAAAAAAAAUAUUAAUGAUAACGUUACAAUUAAUAAUUUAAAUAGUACAGAUAUUGUAAGUAAUAAUGAAUCAAAUGUAAACAACGGUUCUAAUAAAUCACUGAUUGAGGAAAACGAUAAAAUUUUUUAUAAUGUAAAAAAUAAUAAUGAAAACAUUGUAGAUUAUAAAAAUUUAGAUAAUAAAUCAGAAGAAUUAGAAAACUGCAAAAAUAAGAAUAGUACUUAUAAUAAAAAAAAUAGUUCUAAGAAUUUUUUAAAGGAAUCAAGAAGUUUAAGUACAACAAAAAAAGACAUGAGUGAUAAUAAAAUGACAAUGACUAAUAGUACUAGUAAUAAUUUAAAAGCAGAUGACUUAUCAAAUGAUACAAAUAUAAAUACUAUUACGAAAGAUGAACUAUUUAGUUCUAUGACAAAUAGCGAUAGCUUCAUUAUAAAUAAAUCAAAAGAAUUUAGUGUAGGUGAAAAUGACUUAAAUGAAUCAUCUUAUGAUUAUACAAAUAACCUUUUGAAUAUAUUUUUAUCUUGUAAUAGUAUAAAUGAAAAUUUUGUUGAUGCAAAUGAACAUAAUAAUAAGUUUAAUAAGGAAGAUAGCAAUACUUUUAAUAAUAUAGAUAGGAGUAUGACUAAUGUAUGUGAGUUAUUUAAUACUUCAAAUAAUUUUAACAUUUUUGGUAACUAUAAUUUUUUUGGGUAUAAUUGCUUACAGUGCAAACAUUAUAAAAAUGAAAUUAAAAAUUUAAUGCUACAAAUAAAAGUAUUGAGAGAGGAGCUUUUUAAAUGUAAACAAAUUAUCAUUACAUCGGGAAUAAAUGAAACAUAUGAUAAAAAAUUUAAUCAUUGUAGUUACAAUUGGACCAAUACAAAAAGCUUUAAUAAUAUAUAUGAAAAGAAGAACUAUUUAUCUUCUAUAGAGGCCAAUGAUUAA